Molecule: messenger RNA, 1540 nt
Organism: Pungitius pungitius (ninespine stickleback)
Lineage: Eukaryota; Metazoa; Chordata; Actinopteri; Perciformes; Gasterosteidae
Product: glutamic acid-rich protein-like
Exons: 11
Coding region: 16-606 (196 amino acids)
Source: RefSeq, a predicted model, not a curated record
AGGUAGGGAGGCACGAUGGUACCAGAGCCGGCCUGUCCACGCCGAGCACGUGACGUGGCUGAAGGUAUAAGAGGCAGCGAUGCUCACAACAACCCCAAAAUCUCCCACUACCCCGGACCGACGGCCAAGAUGAGAUUCCUGGUGCCGCUGUGCGUUUUCCUCGCGGUGACAGCGUUUCACUCCGCUCUCUCAGCCUCUCUGGAAUCUGCAGAGAAAGAUGAAGAGGUUGCUCAGGACGAUGGGAUGACUGAGCUGAAGAAAAUAGAUCAGAUGGAGUUCGAGGCCGCUCAAAAGAACGAGGCCGCUCAGAUGAAUGUCACAGAGGAACAGAAUGAGGAAACCCGCUACCUUGAGGCUGCUCAAGAUGGAUCCGUAGAGGAACAGAUUGACGCUGAGGACGACAACACGGCAGAGGGAGGUGAUAACUCUGACGCACCGGCUCUUGAAGAAUCCCAGUCGGAGUCCUCCGAGGAAGCAGAUGAGCACCACGAGGCCACAGUGCCGGAGACCGUGAGCAGUUUGGAUCAAGUCAGUCACGAUUCAACCAAGUGGGAAGCAGGUGGAGACUUGUUAAUGCUACACAGUAAUAAUUCACCGCAGGCCUGAAUGCAGGUGUCAUCUGUUCAAUCCAGAGACGUCCAGUAACUUAUUUUGAAGCGAGACCUGGUGGUACCUGCUGGGGCGAGACGUGGGGAGAACAGUGAAAAGUCAAAUUGUAGGUUACGCAAUGAACCGAGUGUGAACAGUACAGCCAGUCAAAGCCAGUCCCGGCUAGUUUUAAAAAGUGUCAAGUUCCUCAAGAGCAGUUAUGAAAUGCACUAUUCGGCCGCUUGUCAAAACAAGAAAACGUCAGAACAAUUGUUGUCGAGACAUUUAAGUCCCCCCAGAGAUCAGCUGGCUCCUUGACCCCCAACAAUAAGAUGCUGGCAUUGCUUAUUGGAGCAUGCGAGUAAAUCUAGGACGCGUCUGUCCCCAGGUAGUUACCGUGCUUGAUUUAUGCACCAUCACCUGCCUCUGGUUAUUUCUGGACCAAGGAUGCAGCGUCCCUGUAUUAAAAAUGCCACGAAGGAUUUGUUUUCCAAUUGAUAAAAUGCGUCUGACCCGAGGGCAUCGAGGCGGCCAUAGCGGUUGUGUGCCGUAAUGGCUUUGAUGAAGACAGUAGAAUUCAUACCCGAGUACACAGGUUUUUAAAAAAGAGAGCAAUCAUCCUGCAGCAGUAAACCCCUCCCCCUGUGGGGAUGGAACAGGCCUCCCUUUGUGCUUCACAGCAGUAACAUCACGCACUGGCGCUGCCGUCAUUCACCACUAACCAGCGCAGGAGCGAAUGAGUCACAUCCCAAAGACCCGGAUGUGAUGCAUUUGUUCGGAGUGCUGGAAAUCGACAGAAUCGGUAAAAGCUGGCGUAAAAAGGAAUUCCCUCUCUGGUCUGUCCCUGCGUCACAGAUGUGCCGGAGUGAGAGCGCGCAGCCGAGCGUGGACCCCGACCCCCCCGCUCACCUCCCGCAGCCCUGGGCCAAUAAAAAGGGACUUAUUCCAGCGA